AUGGAUCCCGCCUCUCGCCCGCCGCCUCUCGCCCGCCGCCUCUCGCCCGCCGCCUCUCGCCCGCCGCCUCUCGCCCGCCGCCUCUCGCCCGCCCGCUUCUCGCCCGCCGCCUCUCGCCCGCCGCCUCUUGCCCGCCGCCUCUUGCCCGCCGCCUCUUGCCCGCCGCCUCUUGCCCGCCGCCUCUUGCCCGCCGCCUCUUGCCCGCCGCCUCUUGCCCGCCGCCUCUCGCCCGCCGCCUCUCGCCCGCCGCCUCUCGCCCGCCGCCUCUGCCCGCCGCCUCUUGCCCGCCGCCUCUUGCCCGCCGCCUCUUGCCCGCCGCCUCUUGCCCGCCGCCUCUUGCCCGCCGCCUCUUGCCCGCCGCCUCUUGCCCGCCGCCUCUUGCCCGCCGCCUCUUGCACGCCGCUUCUCCCCCGCCGCCUCUCGCCCGCCGCCUCUUGCCCGCCGCCUCUUGCCCGCCGCCUCUUGCCCGCCGCCUCUUGCCCGCCGCCUCUUGCCCGCCGCCUCUUGCCCGCCGCCUCUUGCCCGCCGCCUCUGGCCCGCCGCCUCUUGCCCGCCGCCUCUUGCCCGCCGCCUCUUGCCCGCCGCCUCUUGCCCGCCGCCUCUUGCCCGCCGCCUCUUGCCCGCCGCCUCUUGCCCGCCUCUCGCCCGUUCAUCAAUCCAGUGAGACGGUUUACACUGGACUAG
Molecule: messenger RNA, 684 nt
Organism: Knipowitschia caucasica
Lineage: Eukaryota; Metazoa; Chordata; Actinopteri; Gobiiformes; Gobiidae
Source: the annotation of a GenBank genome assembly